Messenger RNA from Malus domestica (apple), 3545 nucleotides. Its product is annotated as receptor-like protein EIX2. Gene Ontology annotation, molecular function: protein binding. The record is from RefSeq and is a predicted model, not a curated record. NCBI's taxonomy places the organism in Eukaryota, Viridiplantae, Streptophyta, Magnoliopsida, Rosales, Rosaceae.
CAUAUUGUGUCGCUUUUACUUGUUUCUUCCACACGUCUAGACUUGUGGACAAGAAUACAUAUUGUGUCAUUUUACCUGUUUCUUCCACACGUCUGGACUUGUGGGCAAGAUAUAUAUUUUGUCCUUUUACCUGUUUCUUCCACACGUCUAGACUUGUGGAUUGUUCUGAUUGGAUUCCUCCUUUCCGGUUGGAUUCCAUGUAUUUCUUCCAGACGUCCAGACUCUCCACAUGUAUUUCUUCCACUUGUGGAGUUGUAAUGAUAUUGACUGAUCGAAACCCAUUUCACCCGACUUUCUUUUUCAUUACCCAACUUUCUUUUUCAUCCCUUGGCCUUGGAGAAGCUAGAAGGUGCAGUAACAAGUCAAGUCAAGUGAAUAAGUGGCCACUCGAGUUAUUUGUAAAAGGCAACUUUAUAUUUGUAUAUAUAUACACUUGCAGUGUUGCAAUCUUCUUCCAAAUUAAUUUCCGUUAACAGAGCGUAAAUACUUUUUCUUUCAUUGUUGUUGAGAUGCAGGGCGAGGGAAUUAUGUGCUUCAAACUAUUUCAUGCUUCAAUAUUUGCUGUGCUAAUUAUGUUACAAUGUUGCAACCAUUCCCUAUCCAUGGAUUUCAGUAAUAUUUCUUCUGGAGUAGUUGGCCACAGGGAUAUUGCUAAGGUGCCCAAGGUGAUCAGGUGCAUACAGAGAGAAAGGGAAGCACUCCUUGCUUUCAAACGAGGCCUUGUGGUUGAUUACAGUCUCCUCUCUUCCUGGGGAAGCGAAGCCCAAAAACAAGAGUGUUGCAUAUGGGAAGGAGUCUACUGCGACAAAUAUACCGGCCAUGUUGUCAAACUUGAUCCCCGUGUAGCUCUUGGUGGUCGAUUAUCAAGUCAGGUUGGAAACCUUACCCACUUGCAAUAUCUCGAUCUCAGCGACAAUGACUUUGCUAGUGUUGAAAAUCUUAAUUCAUGGCUCCCUCGCCUUUCAUCGUUAACCUAUUUGGAUCUCAGUGGGAGCAAUCUCAGUAAUUCUUAUGACUGGCUGGAAGCAAUUAAUAUGCUCCCUAAACUUACAAACUUGUCAUUGGCUGGAUGUGGUCUUCCUUCUCCUCUUAUUCAUUCCAGUACUCUUUUUAACAUAAAUUCUUCUAAGUCUCUUGCUCAUGUUGACCUCUCUUCCAACCAACUUACUUCUUCAAUAUUUUUAUGGUUGUCAAACUACAGUACCAACCUUGUUAUUCUCAAACUCUCUUACAACCAAUUAACUGGUUCGAUUCCCCAUGUUUUAGGACACAUGAGCUCUCUUGCGUAUCUUUAUCUCUCUCUGAUAACCAAAUUGAAGGAGGGAUUCCGAAAUCUUUUUCCAGGUUAUGUAAUCUGCAACGAUUGUUCCUUUACAACAACACUUUGGAAGGGUUGGUUUCAGAGAGCCAUUUCUCCAAUCUCUCCAGAUUAACUCAUUUGGAUUUGUCCUCCAACUCACUAGCUUUAAGCUUCAAUUCUAAUUGGGUUCCUCCUUUCCAAUUGGAUUACAUAGCAUUGGGCUCUUGCAAGAUGGGUCCACAUUUUCCCAAAUGGCUUCAAACUCAAAAAAAUUAUCAGAUUCUUGAAAUUUCUAAUACAGGAAUUUCUGAUAUCCUUCCAAGUUGGUUUUGGGACGGGGCUGUCUCAUUAUCCAGAAGAAGAUUAUUUAUAUAUAGAUGUCUCCAACAACCAAAUUAGAGGAAUAAUACCUGACUCAGGAUUUGAGUUUCCCUCAUCUUUCAUUAUUCGAGUGAAUUUGAGUAGGAACCAAUUGGAAGGUCCGAUCCCUUCAUUCCUUUCCAAAGUGUCGUUUCUCGAUCUCUCCAACAAUAAGUUUUCAGGGUUAAUUUCUUUCUUGUGCCCAGACAAGGUUAGUAAUUUAACCUAUCUUGAUCUCUCAAACAACAAUUUACACAUACAAAUUCCUAAUUGCUGGACAAAUUUUGCAAAUCUAGCCAUUCUUGAUUUGAGUAACAAUGCUCUUUUUGGAAAAAUUCCUACCACAAUGGGCUCUUUAUUUUCAAUUCAUACAUUGAAGCUGAAUAAGAAUAGAUUUGUGGGAGAAUUGCCUUCAUCCUUAAAGAAUUGGACAAGGCUCGUAGUCUUUGAUGUUGGACACAAUAAUUUAUCAGGAAUGUUACCUAAAUGGUUAGGGGUUGAACUUCCAAAGUUGGCUAUCCUUAUCCUCCGUUCUAAUCACUUUUAUGGAAACAUUCCCCUGCACUUAUGUAAUCUAAAACAGAUUCAAAUCCUAGAUCUCUCGAUAAACAAUAUCUCUGGAAGUAUACCCAAAUGCUUCAGCAAUUUGACUAAAUUGACAGAAAUAGGAAAUUCAAAUCUAACUGUCCAUCUUGAGUUUGGCGGUACCAACAGCAAGUUUUCCUGGCGCAGCGUUUAUGAAGAUGAAACAUCCUUGAUAUGGAAAGGCAUAAUGUCCAAAUACAAAAGUACUUUGGGGCUUGUAAAGAGUAUUCAUCUAUCGAGCAAUCAAUUAACUGGGGAGAUUCCUAAUGAAAUCGCUGAUCUUGUUGGGUUGGUUUCUUUAAACUUGUCGAGAAACAAUUUAACAGGUCAAAUAACUCCAGAGAUCGGGAAAUUGCAGUCAUUAGAUUCGCUUGAUUUGUCAAACAACCAAAUACAUGGUACAAUUCCAACAAGUCUUUUUCAAAUAUCUGGCCUUGGUAAGUUGGACCUGUCAAACAACAACCUGUUUGGAAGAAUUCCAAUGGGGACUCGGCUCCAAAACUAUGAUCCCUCUGCUUUUGCUGGGAAUCCUCUACUUUGUGGAAUUCCACUUCAACAGUUGUGCUCUCUAGAGGAAACAAGUCCAGAGGAGCCACCCGUGUUUAGGGAUCAAGUUGAAGACAAUGAUGGGUUUAUAACACUGGGAUUUUUUGUGAGUUUGGCACUUGGGUUUGUUGUUGGAUUUUGGGGAGUUGUGGGAGUUUAAUGUUCAUCAGGUCAUGGAGAUACAUAUACUUCAAGCUCUUGAACUGUGUAUACGACUGGCUUUAUGUGAGGGUGGCGUUGAUUAGGCGAUGAAGAAUGGUUUAUGGGUAAAUUCUCGUGCAUCUACCGUUCGCAAGCCAUGCUCCCCUUCAGCCGGAGAAGGAGAUAGAAGAGUGCAAUUAGAAGUUAUGAUUUGGUGAAAGUGUUGUGCUUGAUUUAGGGGCGUGUUUGUUUUUGCAAUGAUGUUAUUCAGAUUAUCUUUGAGGGGUUAAUUUAAUUAGGUCCCUUUAAUCCCCUUUUACUUAGUGUUAUCAUUUUAUUAUUAAAUUUUCUUGAGAAACUUGCAGAAACUUAUUAAUCAAAGCUACAAAGAGAAAAGCAGACAUAUAGUUCAAUCAAGAUUUGAUACAUUAACCCUAAGAACAUCCCAGCACCGGUCUUUCAAUAUCUUCGUUAAAAACCAAAUCUUGACAAGAUUAGAUUCGGCCAGCGACCAUCUGGUUUUUCUACAUGUAUACCUGCGUUGUAAUAUCCGAUCCUAUUUUCUUUAGUUGCUUGCAUUUAUUAUAUAAAAUCCUGCAUUUUCAGUCGUUCA